CGUCCGCCUGCCCCCCUGGGCUGCGAGGAGGAGCCGGGCGAGCAUCGCCUCCAUCUGCCACGGUAGACGCUGUCGUGGAGCAGGCAUCGCCUGGCCCCGACCAUGUCGCGUGUCCACUACAAGUUCUUCUCCAAGCUGAACUAUGAUAUGGUCACCUUCAACGGCCUCUACAUCUCUCUGCGUGACCUCAAGCUCCAGAUCAUGGGCCGCGAGAAGCUGACGGUGGCCAGCUGCGACCUGCAGAUCACCAACGCCCAGACCAAAGAAGAAUACACAGAUGGUAAUGCCCUGAUUCCUAAGAACUCAUCGGUAAUUGUUAGAAGAAUCCCCGCUGGAGGAGUUAAAGUCACCAGCAAAACCUGUGUUAUAAGUCGUACCGAGCCAGUGAGUGGAACAUCAAAAGCAAUAGAUGACUCUCCUGCAUCUCUUUCUGUGGCCCACCUUGCUAAGACUGCCAAUCUGGCUGAAGCCAGUGCUUCUGAAGAAGAUAAACUAAAAGCUAUGAUGACCCAGUCCUGCCAUGAAUAUGAUCCAGUCAAUUACAUGAAGAAACCCUUGGGUCCACCUCCAUCAUCAUAUACUUGCCAUCGUUGCAGAAAACCUGGCCACUAUAUAAAGAACUGCCCAACAAAUGGGGACGAAAGUUUUGGGUCUGUUCCCAGAAUGAAAAAGAGCACAGGAAUUCCAAGGAGUUUCUUGGUGGAGGUGAAAGAUCCCAAUACGAAGGGUGUUAUGCUGACAAAAACUGGAAAAUACGCAAUACUGUGUCUUAAUGUGGAAGCUUAUACUAGAAGAAAGAAGGAAAAGCCUCCCUUUUUACCAGAGGAGCCAUCCUCUUCCUCCUCAGAUGAUCCUAUUCCAGAUGAGAUUUUAUGUCUCAUUUGUAAGGAGAUAAUGACUGAUGCAGCUAUUAUUCCCUGCUGUGGAAACAGUUAUUGUGAUGAAUGUAUUAGAACAGCCUUACUGGAAUCUGAGGAACAUAGAUGCCCAAAGUGUCAUCAGACAGGUGUUUCGCCUGAUGCUUUAGUGGCCAACAAGUGCCUGCGCCGGGCUGUGAGCAACUUCAAAAAUAGAGCUGGUUACAGAAAAAGGCACCGUCAGCAGAUUUGGCACCAACAGCAGCAGCAGCUGCCACUGCCGCCACCACCACUCGUGAUUCUUACACCUCCUGCUGCUCUGGUGACUGCUGCUGAACCUUCUACAUAUUUGUCUCUGUCAAUCAGCAGUUUGUUGGAAGAGAAGGGCUGUCAGAUUCCUGUACUAAGACAACCAGCAUUACCAAGUCAUCUGGGCCCCCAAGGACAAUCAACACUUACCACUGGUCAUCCAGCGAGAGCCAGUACAAUUUGCUCAGCAGGUGGCAGACCAGGCUGGGAACUAGGUCCAAAUCGAGGACGCCUGCCCAGUGAAUGUACCCAAAGGACUCAGGCCCCAGCACUACCAGAACCAACACCAGUCUUUGUGCCUGUGCCUCCAGCUCCCUCGUAUCCUCCAGCACGCCAUGCACUUCCUCUUCCACUGGGGGUACCACCACCACCGUUUCCUCCUCAGUUUCCACGUGGUCAGCCUCCAUCUGCUGGGUGCACUGUCCCCCCUCCAGGAUAUCCCCCAGCUCCUGCAAACACGUCAUCAGCUUGUGUUCCAAGAGCAGUACCCAUGUCUCAUUCAAUUACCAUCCCAAGGACACAAGCAUCUCCUUUCUCUAGGGAGGAGUUUUACAGAGAACAACGGAGUCUUAAGGAGGAGGAAAAGAAAAAGUCCAAACUCGAUGAGUUUGCAAGUGCUUUUGCUAAGGAAUUGAUGGAAUGUAAAAAGAUUCCAAAGGAGCGUAGGCAUUCGUUUCCCAGGUCCAAGCCUCCUUAUAGUGCUUCAUCUUACUCUAGAAGUUUCUAUACCUACUCCAAGUCAAGAUCAGAUUCUUCCCCCUCUCGCUCCCCCUCUCGAUCAUUUUGUCGUUCCCAUUUGCAUUCCUACUCGUGAUCGCGGCUGUAUCCAAGAAGAGGCAAAGGGAAGAGUCGUAACUAUUGUUCUAGAUCAAGGUCACCUGGUAAUAGAGCUGGAAAUUACCCUGAAAAAUCUUCUGGAAGAGCGAGCCAUGUCAUCAAAGAUCCUACAAAAUCAAAAGAGAAGGAAGUGGAAUAUCCACAGGAUGAUGGCAAAGGAAAUAAACAUAAAAAAUACCAGAAGAGAAGAAAAGGAGAUGAGAAUGAAGGAUUUCCUUCAUUUUGUGAAAAGUCUCCUCGAAUGGAACCUCCUGCGAAAAAAGUGAAGGAGGAGUUGCCAAAGACAGGCAGUGUUGAAACAUCUUCCUCUCAAAGGGGUGAGAAGGUUCUUGGUACCCCACAGAAAAUUCACCCCAAAGUGACAAAAGAUCACCCAGAAACCAGACCAGCGAAGGAGGAAAAGGCAAAGAAAGACCACAAGGAAAAUGACAGUGAGAGUAAUGUAUCUGCAAAAGAUGAGGAAGCUGCAGGAAAAAAUCCCAAAGACCCGAAAGAAAAGUCUGUUGAUAAGGUGAAAGAGGAUACAGCAGCACCUGCUGCAGUUGACCAGCCUGAAGCAAGCAGAAGUCAAAGCCGUCACAGUCCGGAGUCCUGUGACAGGGACAGUGGGGCCAUCAGCCUGCAGCUCGACAGCGGUUACAAGUGCCACUGA
Molecule: messenger RNA, 2655 nt
Organism: Harpia harpyja (harpy eagle)
Lineage: Eukaryota; Metazoa; Chordata; Aves; Accipitriformes; Accipitridae
Product: E3 ubiquitin-protein ligase RBBP6-like
Exons: 16
Biological process (GO): mRNA processing; ubiquitin-dependent protein catabolic process; protein ubiquitination
Cellular component (GO): nucleus
Molecular function (GO): nucleic acid binding; zinc ion binding; ubiquitin protein ligase activity
Source: RefSeq, a predicted model, not a curated record